UCAAACCGUGUCCGUCGUCGGUCCAUGAGUAGCACGAGAGAACCGUUUCCAGCUGCGGUGAAAGAAAGGCUUGCGGUUAUUAUGUUGCCUCUAUAACGGAUUUCUCUGUUCCGCCGUUAUGUUAACUAGUCUUAUAUAGGAACAUAACCACGGAUAUAAAUAUAUAUAUUAGGGUUUCGGGUAUCUGAAACUGUGGAACUGUUAGAUUGUAUGACCUUGUACUGAAUGUCACAAUAAAAGGACGGUAUAUAAACCCUAUCUGUCGACACGGGGAACUCAGAUACUGGCCUGCAAAGAUGGAGCUCACCACACAUCUGAUAAAUGAUACCAUGAAUUUAUAUAAAUGGGCCCUUACCAUAGCAGACAAACGAGUGGAGAAAUGGCCCCUGAUGGACAACCCCCUCCCAACGCUGGCCAUCAGUUCCUCCUAUCUGUUGUUCCUGUGGCUGGGGCCCAAGUACAUGCAGAACAGAGAACCCUUCCAGCUCCAGAAGACACUGAUCGUCUACAACUUCAGCAUGGUCAUCUUCAACUUCUUCAUUUGCAAAGAGCUCUUCCUGGCGGCUCGGGCGGCCGGAUACAGCUACAUCUGCCAGUCUGUUGACUACUCAGACGACCCCAACGAAGUCCGGAUAGCAGCAGCGUUGUGGUGGUAUUUCAUCUCUAAAGGAGUAGAGUACCUGGACACGGUCUUCUUCAUCCUGAGGAAGAAGUUUAACCAGGUCAGCUUCCUACACGUCUACCACCACUGUACCAUGUUCACCCUCUGGUGGAUCGGCAUCAAGUGGGUGGCUGGCGGACAGUCAUUCUUCGGUGCACACAUGAACGCUGCCAUUCAUGUCCUGAUGUAUCUGUAUUAUGGUCUGGCCUCCUUUGGACCCAAGAUCCAGAAGUACCUGUGGUGGAAGAAGUACCUGACUGUCAUCCAGAUGGUCCAGUUCCAUGUCACCAUCGGCCACACUGCUCUGUCCCUCUACAUGGACUGUGAGUUUCCCCACUGGAUGCACUAUGCCCUUAUCUGCUACGCCCUGACCUUCAUCGCCCUGUUCGGUAACUUCUACUACCAGACGUAUCGCCGCACGCCACGUCAACCCAGGGAGCCCAAGGCCUCCAAGGCUCUGUCUAACGGGGUCUCCAACGGGCUGUCCAAGGGACUGGGGAAUGGAGCGGUGGUGGGAGGGGGCAAGGUGGAGGAAAAGGAGAGAUCAUCAGGGGUGGACAACGGGAACGGAAGGAGGAAGAGGAAGGGGAGGGCCAAGAGGGAUUAGACGGAGGGAGAGGGGGUGUAGGGCUGAAGGAGGCUGGCACUAACAGGCCUUGCUGUUUUGAUCUUAUUAUACCUCCCACAUAGCACCCUAUUCCCUAUGCAGUGCACCACUUGUAGGUGAAGGCGUGGUAAGAGGCAAGGCUGGAGACAAUUCCAUUUCAAUUCAAUCAAUUUAUGAAGAAAACUGACAUUUCAAAAUUCCAAUUUUUCCUCAUUGGGUUUUGAUUGGGGAAAACUUGAAUUUCAGUUGACUUUCUACGUUGACUGAAUUGAAAGGGAAAUAACCCCAAUCCUGGGAAGAGGUCACGACGUGUCCAUGGUGACCGUCAUUACAACUCAUCCAACAUUCAGUAGUUUCUGGUCUGGAAAACAACAACAUCAUGUUCUCUCUCUCUCUCUGUACCGCAGUGUUGAGGUUUGUAGCUAGCGAACCGACUGGUUUGUAGCUAGCGAACCGACUGGUUUGUAGCUAGCGAACCGACUGGUUUUGUAGCUAGCGAACCGACUGGUUUUGUAGCUAGCGAACCGACUGGUUUUGUAGCUAGCGAACCGACUGGUUUUGUAGCUAGCGAACCGACUGGUUUUGUAGCUAGCGAACCGACUGGUUUUGUAGCUAGCGAACCGACUGGUUUGUAGCUAGCGAACCGACUGGUUUGUAGCUAGCGAACCGACUGGUUUGUAGCUAGCGAACCGACUGGUUUUGUAGCUAGCGAACCGACUGGUUUUGUAGCUAGCGAACCGACUGGUUUUGUAGCUAGCGAACCGACUGGUUUUGUAGCUAGCUGAUUCACUAGUUUGUAGCUAGCGAACCGACUGGUUUGUAGCUAGCGAACCGACUGGUGUUUAGCUAGCUGAUUCACUGGUGUGUAGCAAACUAACCCACUGGUUUGUAGCUAGCAAACUCAUUAAUUCACUAGUUUGUAGCUAGCUGAUUCACUGGUGUGUAGCUAUAACCCACUGGCGUGUAGCUAGCUGAUUCACUGGUGUGUAGCUAACUAACCCACUGGCGUGUAGCUAGCUGAUUCACUGGUGUGUAGCUAUAACCCACUGGUGUGUAACUAGCUGAUUCACUGGUGUGUAGCUAUAACCCACUGGCGUGUAGCUAGCUGAUUCACUGGUGUGUAGCUAUAACCCACUGGCGUGUAACUAGCUGAUUCACUGGUGUGUAGCUAACUAACCCACUGGUGUGUAACUAGCUGAUUCACUGGUGUGUAGCUAACUAACCCACUGGCGUGUAACUAGCUGAUUCACUGGUGUGUAGCUAUAACCCACUGGUGUGUAACUAGCUGAUUCACUGGUGUGUAGCUAUAACCCACUGGCGUGUAGCUAGCUGAUUCACUGGUGUGUAGCUAUAACCCACUGGUGUUUAGCUAGCUGAUUCACUGGUGUGUAGCUAUAACCCACUGGCGUUUAGUUAGCUGAUUCACUGGUGUGUAGCUAACUAACCCACUGGCGUGUAGCUAGCUGAUUCACUGGUGUGUAGCUAUAACCCACUGGUGUCUAGAGACAGGAACACACCACACACGCGCAGGCUUCCAUCACCAGUACAGGAGACAAUGUCAGUCGAUCUUUGGCCUUUUUUAAUUUAAACAUUCAAUGUGUACGUAUGCCUUUUAAACAAUAUGACUUAGUCAUACUGUCAUUUUUGGCCUUUGCCCAGAUUUGUUGGUUCAUAUUAUGUGAGGUAGGCCAUUGAAUUCUUCAGCCCACUUCAGCUGUUGGCAAUCCUAGCCACACAUUGAGAUUACAUAAGGUCUGAAAAACAAAUUUGAGCUCUUGAAAUACAAGUUAAGCUUUAUCCAAUUACGACUUGGCCAAUUAGACGUGUUUACUGUACAUGCUAAUAAAAAGCAUCACUCAUUAUUACUAGAAGUGACAUUCAUUUAGAGGCAGUGGAAUCUAGAAGCGACAUUCAGUUAGAGGCAGUGGAAUCUAGAAGCGACAUUCAGUUAGAGACAGUGGAAUCUAGAAGUGACAUUCAGUUAAAGACAGUGGAAUCUAGAAGCGACAUUCAGUUAGAGACAGUGGAAUCUAGAAGUGACAUUCAGUUAGAGACAGUGGAAUCUAGAAGUGAUAUUCAGUUAGAGACAGUGGAAUCUGGAAGUGACAUUCAGUUAGAGGCAGUGGAAUCUAGAAGCGACAUUCAGUUAGAGGGAGUGGAAUCUAGAAGCGACAUUUAGAGUCAGUGGAAUCUAGAAGUGACAUUCAGUUAGAGUCAGUGGAAUCUAGAAGCGACAUUCAGUUAGAGGCAGCGGAAUCUAGAAGCGACAUUCAGUUAGAGGCAGUGGAAUCUAGAAGCGACAUUCAGUUAGAGACAGUGGAAUCUAGAAGCGACAUUCAGUUAGAGGCAGUGGAAUCUAGAAGUGACAUUCAGUUAGAGACAGUGGAAUCUGGAAGCGACAUUCAGUUAGAGACAGUGGAAUCUAGAAGUGACAUUCAGUUAGAGACAGUGGAAUCUAGAAGUGAUAUUCAGUUAGAGACAGUGGAAUCUGGAAGUGACAUUCAGUUAGAGGCAGUGGAAUCUAGAAGCGACAUUCAGUUAGAGGGAGUGGAAUCUAGAAGCGACAUUUAGAGUCAGUGGAAUCUAGAAGUGACAUUCAGUUAGAGUCAGCGGAAUCUAGAAGCGACAUUCAGUUAGAGACAGUGGAAUCUAGAAGCGACAUUCAGUUAGAGGCAGUGGAAUCUAGAAGUGACAUUCAGUUAGAGGCAGUGGAAUCUAGAAGCGACAUUCAGUUAGAGACAGUGGAAUCUAGAAGCGACAUUCAGUUAGAGGCAGCGGAAUCUAGAAGCGACAUUCAGUUAGAGGCAGCGGAAUCUAGAAGCGACAUUCAGUUAGAGGCAGCGGAAUCUAGAAGCGACAUUCAGUUAGAGACAGCGGAAUCUAGAAGCGACAUUCAGUUAGAGACAGUGGAAUCUAGAAGCGACAUUCAGUUAGAGGCAGCGGAAUCUGGAAGCGACAUUCAGUUAGAGACAGUGGAAUCUAGAAGCGACAUUCAGUUAGAGGCAGCGGAAUCUGGAAGCGACAUUCAGUUAGAGGCAGCGGAAUCUGGAAGCGACAUUCAGUUAGAGGCAGCGGAAUCUGGAAGCGACAUUCAGUUAGAGGCAGCGGAAUCUGGAAGCGACAUUCAGUUAGAGGCAGCGGAAUCUGGAAGCGACAUUCAGUUAGAGGCCGUGGAAUCUAGAAGUGACAUUCAGUUAGAGACAGUGGAAUCUAGAAGUGAUAUUCAGUUAGAGACAGUGGAAUCUGGAAGUGACAUUCAGUUAGAGACAGUGGAAUCUAGAAGUGAUAUUCAGUUAGAGACAGUGGAAUCUGGAAGUGACAUUCAGUUAGAGACAGUGGAAUCUGGAAGUGACAUUCAGUUAGAGACAGUGGAAUUUUGUCAGAAAUGUUGCCUUGUUUUCUAUUUCACUAUUCUGUCCUGGUUGCCUCUACAUACGACAUCACUAGUUGUCUUACUCAGUGAACGUGAAGCUGUGAGCAGAGCCAAGUAGACACACUAUGUCAGGGAAUAUUAACUGUGAAGACGCUGCUAUGGAUUAUUAGGGCAAAUCAAACUACUAGUCAACUGGGAGAUGCUGUUUAUCAACCAAUCAAAUCAAAUGAUCGAUUGCUGGAUUGAUUUGAUACGCUGUUUAGGCAAUAUCAGCUGGUCAAUGUGUUUUAGUUAGUGUACUGUACAUACUGCUACUGAAGGACCAUGUGCUCUACCUAACCUAACGUGUUUUAGUUAGUGUACUGUACAUACUGCUACUGAAGGACCAUGUGCUCUACCUAACGUGUUUUAGUUAGUGUACUGUACAUACUGCGACUGAAGGACCAUGUACUCUACCUAACCUAACGUGUUUUAGUUAGUGUACUGUACAUACUGCUACUGAAGGACCAUGUGCUCUACCUAACCUAACGUGUUUUAGUUAGUGUACUGUACAUACUGCUACUGAAGGACCAUGUGCUCUACCUAACCUAACGUGUUUUAGUUAGUGUACUGUACAUACUGCUACUGAAGGACCAUGUACUCUACCUAACCUAACGUGUUUUAGUUAGUGUACUGUACAUACUGCUACUGAAGGACCAUGUGCUCUAGCUAACCGUGACAUGUGUAGAGUACAACACCACACAGUCUAUUCUAGAGCAGCAAAUUCAACCAUGUAUCACAUCAUGUAAUUUAAUAGAUUUAUUGUUCCUAUCUUUAAUAUAAAUGUGUUUUUUUUUUUUUUCUUCUUCUGAAUGGCAAAGUGCUUGUCUGUGUUUUAGUGUUCUUGGAGACUUUUUUAAAUUUAUUAUUUAUUACAUGUUGUAUAUAUUAUAUGCUGUGUGAUUUUUGUACAUUUGUGAUUUUUUUUUGGGGGGGGGUUCCCAAGUAAAUACCAUGAUGAGCAGAUAUUUCUCUGUCCAAACAGCUUGCACGUUCUUUUAAAGGAUCAUGACUUAUUUCAACUCAUAGAUACAAAUAAACAGAAUGCCUGGACAUACA
Salmo salar (Atlantic salmon) is the source of this 5739-nucleotide messenger RNA. Lineage: Eukaryota; Metazoa; Chordata; Actinopteri; Salmoniformes; Salmonidae. The record is from RefSeq and is a predicted model, not a curated record.